This is a messenger RNA of Plectropomus leopardus (leopard coralgrouper), 1871 nucleotides long. NCBI's taxonomy places the organism in Eukaryota, Metazoa, Chordata, Actinopteri, Perciformes, Serranidae. The record is from RefSeq and is a predicted model, not a curated record.
UUAGAUGUUGUACUGGAACCAGUCUGUGUCUCUUGAUUUUAGCUUAGCUGGACUGGGAAACUCUCAUGGAGACCAACAAGAAAGAGGAUGAAGAAGAUGACAGCCCUGAGGGGGAGAUGACAAAGGAGGAUGUUUCAGAGCCUGUUGAGGGACGAACUGUGCUGGGCUGGGCCUCUACUCAUCAGCGGCCGGUUAUCCACCAGGUGGCCUCUGCACCCAUGCCCAGUGACUGUGAGUUCUCCUUUUUCGACCCCAGUGAGCCGCAGUGCAAAGAGGUUCUUCUGGAUCCCAGCACCACCAUACCGGAGCUGUUUGCCGUCCUCAGGCAGUGGGUGCCCCAGGUUCAGAAGAACAUCGACCUCAUCGGCAAUGAGAUCCUAAAGAGAGGCUGCGGUGUAAACGAUCGAGACGGACUGACGGAUAUGAGCCUCCUGCACUACUGCUGCAAAGCCGGGGCCCCGGGCAUCGGUGAUGCAGAGACAGCAGCCGGCUUUGCUCGGCAGCUCCUCGCCCUGGGUGCUGAUCCCAACCUUCGCUCACGCUGGACUAACAUGAGGGCUCUGCACUAUGCUGCUUACUUCGAUGUGCCCCAGCUUCUCCGGGUGGUGUUGCACGCCUCCCAGCCUGGAGAGGUAGAUGCCACCUGCAGUGACUUUGACUUUGGCACCGCCCUGCACAUCGCUGCGUCCAACCUGUGCAUCUCAGCUGUCAAAUGUCUCCUGGAGCUCGGAGCCAACCCUGCUUUUAGAAAUGAAAAAGGGCAGUGCCCAGCAGACGUGGUGCCUGACCCCCUCGACAUGCCCUUGGAGAUGGCAGAUGCAGCCGCCGUGGCCAAAGAGCUGCGGACUUUGCUGAGACAGGCUUUACCCAGACCCAGCUCCCCUCUGCCCCUCACACUGCCAGCCCAGUCCCUUCCUGUUCUCUCGGAUAAGGCCAGGAUACAGCUCGCCAGCAUGGGGAUCCGACUAGGUGACCGUGUGGUGAUCGCUGGACAGAAGGUUGGGAGCCUGAGAUUCUGUGGCAGCACUGAGUUCUCUGGAGGCCUCUGGGCCGGAGUGGAGCUCGACAAACCAGAGGGGAAGAACGAUGGCUCGGUAGCAGGGGUUCAGUAUUUCACCUGUCGUCUCAAACAUGGAAUCUUUGCUCCCCUGUCCAAGAUAAGCAAACCUUUGGAAAGACAUAAAAUCAGCACCAGGAAGGCGUCUACGCCCAUACGCCCCCCUCGUCGCAUUGACGUGUCUCGCAUCACCUCCAAGAUAAAUACAGGUUUGUCUCCAUCUGUCAAAAAAACCCUUGAUAAUCAAAAAAGUCCACCUGGUCCCCAUCAGGGCACAGAGGGAGACGCCUCAGUGACAAAGACAGGUGUUCUCUCCCGCUCUCUCUCCUCCUCCUCCUCUUCACUGGACUCUCGGCAUGGGCCAGGUGCCCGGCCUCGUCCACUGCCAAGGCAACGUCUUCCUCCCAGACAGCGACGGGAGCGUGCUUCCUUGAGUCCAAGAACCACGCCGUCACCGGCGCUCCGCUCUUCACCUGACACCAGUGCACUUACUACUACAGGUCUUCGAAGUCGAACCCCCUCAGCUAGUAGCUCUGUGUGUGGAGGCCCUGAGUUGCGCCUUGGGGAGAGGGUACUGGUGGUAGGCCAGAGAACUGGUGUAGUCCAGUUCUAUGGAAAGACCAGCUUUGCUCCAGGACUCUGGUUGGGCAUUGAACUGGACAAGCCAAGUGGUAAGAACGAUGGAUCAGUGGGAGGAGUGAGGUACUUCACCUGCCCACCAAAACAUGGUGUUUUUGCUCCUCCGUCUCGUGUUCAAAGGUCUGGCAACCUGUCCAGGGUGGAUGCCAUCUCAUUCCCCAAACAGGAUAAGUAG